Messenger RNA from Nicotiana attenuata, 1248 nucleotides. RefSeq names its product putative disease resistance RPP13-like protein 1. Bases 1 to 1248 code for a protein of 415 amino acids. NCBI's taxonomy places the organism in Eukaryota, Viridiplantae, Streptophyta, Magnoliopsida, Solanales, Solanaceae. Gene Ontology annotation, molecular function: protein binding. The record is from RefSeq and is a predicted model, not a curated record. The transcript is spliced from 2 exons. Gene Ontology annotation, biological process: defense response to other organism.
AUGGGUUUCAAAGAAGAGGUGAGGGCAGGGUUUAUUGCUGGUGCAGCGUUAAUACUACUUGAAGGCAUAGCGAAGUUUGCUGUAUCAGAAAUUAGCAAAUUCUGGAACGUUGAUGCUGAGUUACGAAGGUUAGAAAGAUGCGUGUCAAAAGUAAUGGCUAUGAUUGAGUGGGUGGAGGAUGGCCAUUGUAAUUGUUUCUCCAGCGAAAGAAGCAAAAAGGCAUGGGAGCUCUGGCUCGAAGAUGUCAAGACAGUUGCCCGUGUUGUUGAAGAUGAGAUUUCAUUAGAGCUUGAUCAUCAUAAUAGGGUCAAAGAUGCAGCAAAUGCUUCUUCAUCUCAAGAAGAACAUCCUUUACGCAAGAAAAUUUUGACGUCGGGCAAACUAAACGUGCCGCAUGAAAUUAGCAAAUUGAGAGAAAAGUUGGAAGAUCUUGCAGGAGAAAUGGACAAACUCUUGAGUUUUGAAUCACUCAAAUCUGAAAAGACUACACAAGUAGUGACAUCCUCCAGCAGCACUUCAUUUGUUGAAUUAAAGAAAUGCUUUGCUUACUGUGCUCUAUUCCCUGCAAGUUAUAAGUUUGAAGAGGACAAUUUAGUCUUGAUGUGGUUGGCCGAAGGUCUCAUUCAGCCUAUGGGUGAAAUAACUUUGGAAUGCAUCGGUAAGCAGUACUUUAAGGAUCUAGCUGGGAGGUCAUUCUUUUACUUAGAAAAGAAGAAGAUAUACAAUAUGCAUGACUUCUUUCGCGAGAUGGCUCAAUUUAUUUCUACAGACGUAUGUUUGCAGAUGGAGGAUGAAAAGCCAACAUGUUACCCCUCACUUGGAAACAUUCGUCAUUUGUCGCUCUGUUGCAACAAUUUGGUGUCAGAUGAAUAUAUGGAGGAAUUCCCCAAGUGUGAAAGAUUGCGGACCUUCCUCUUGACAUGUCGGAAUGUCGACGCAGGUGUUGGUGACGCAACAACUUAUCUCCUCCAAAAUUUUAGUCUGCUAAGAGUUCUGGAUUUGAGUCAUGGGCACAUUGUUGAGCUUCCAGACACAAUUGGCAAUUUAAUGUACCUCCGUUACCUUAAUCUAUCUGGUAAUCUUUUACGAUAUAUACCAGAAUCAAUAGGUAAACUCUUUUAUUUGCAGACACUUCAGUUGAAUAGUUGCGAAGAACUUUCUUAUCUCCCUGCAAGCUUGAGGAAUCUGGGAAACCUUCGGCAUCUUCAGUUUGAUAAUUGUUGGCAAAUAGACAACAUGCCAUUGUAG